Porites lobata is the source of this 15506-nucleotide messenger RNA. Lineage: Eukaryota; Metazoa; Cnidaria; Anthozoa; Scleractinia; Poritidae. The record is from the annotation of a GenBank genome assembly.
AUGGCUGAAGAAAGCGGCUCUUUGUUUUGUGACGAAGACGAGACGUGCGAAAAAAAUACCAGUGAAUCUGACGAGGACGGUGAAGAGUACAUUUCAGCGCCUUUAGGUAAUCGUAGGAUUGCUCUGUUUCUCUCUAUACGAUGGCUCCAACCAUUUCCUUUGUCGUUUUCCCACCCGCGUUUGUCGCCUUGCUUUGUUGUUAUAUUGUACAUUUCUACCAGCCGGCUUCUUGAGAAACCUUUCUAUUGCAGUGCCAUGUACGCUUUUUUUAUUUUGAAGUUUAUUUAUUAUUGUUUUUCCUUUGCAGACAAACUUGGGCCGUGCGGACGAUGGCUUCGUCACAGACUUUUGAGUUCUAUACUGAUCGGCACCCCGCCUCUGGUCGCCCUUCAGGUAAAAUUUUUCUUUUCUUUUCAACACGCCUUAACAGACGGCGUUUUAAGCUUGUCAGGUAUUUUACUUGUCUAUUAUUUGUCUUUUCUAUUCUUCUCACCUUUAAGCUAACCUUAGCGAAAAGUAGAUUAUUGUACCGUUGCGUUUUGUCAAUACUGCAACGUAACUUGUGUUUUGAUUUGAUUAUUAGAUAGCACUUUUUAGGAUCAUUCGAUUUUGAUGAAAUCGAAUAAGCUCAAUUUACAUGUAGUUGCGCAACAAAAAUAAAGCGUGAACUUAUGACCUCAGAAGUCUUAUUAAGCUGAAGUGAUGACUAGAAAAGGUGCAAAGUACACACCGUGCAUUCUAUACUUUCACUUUCGUUGCUUAGUAGCACAAACCUGGAAUAUUCGUGGACACGUUCGCAGGCUUCUCGAUCAUUCAGUCCUGUUUAUAACAGAACAAAGAAAUGCAUAUUAAACUUGCAUGGCUAAGAUAUUUAAAUAAAAAUGUAUCAAUGGAGUUUGUUUGAAAAAAAAAAGAGAAUUAAAUUAAAGUACUGAGUUUAAUAAAAUUUUUAUGUCACCAUGCACGACACUCCACUUAAUUUUCCUGAGUAGCAUGCUUGAUAUAAUUACCAGUGAAAAACAAAUAUGCAGAAAAUAUUGCGGGUAAUUUAUUUUCCUGCCUCUUCUGUAUAAUGACCCUGUAUUGGAUUAUGCAGCUUUUACUGUCCAUGUUUCAUGAUUUAUUAUUGGUGAAAUUUUAUGGCACACCGUGGCUAUAGUGUUACAGGUUAAAUUUGAGUUCAGUUGAAACAUUUGAUUCUCAAUUUCCUUUGUCUUUUAGGGCUAGGAUUCAAAGGAAAUUUAGAAUCAAUCUACGUUUACUUUCCCAUAAAAAAGUGACAUCUUCACACGUGAAAAAUAACAUGUUAUCUCCACAUGUGGAAAGAUCAAUUUUGCUAUGCCUACAUAAUAAAUUGCACUUUUCUGGUGUUGAAAAACUGUGAAUGAGUGAAAUAUUUUGUCAACACUUGAAGGUAAAUUUUGUAUCUCCAUGUGGCCAUGUAAUAUCCUUUCUAUCUGUAAUAACAACUGUGAAAGAAUUUUUUAUGCACAACAAUCAGCAUCAAAAAAAUAAAUGCAUUUGUAGUGUACUAAAUUAGCAAAAAAUAAGAAGCUACACCAUGUAUAAUACCAAGCACUGACUCAUUGGUCCCUCAGAGGAAGAAAGGAUAAAAUAUACUUCUAUUUUUUUCUGACAAAUACUUUUUGUAUUAACAGCGGAGACGUACCCCAGUAUGGACCAAAAUAAUGAAGAUAAACAGCUUUUUUGGCACUGAAGAUUUCUAUAUACCUAUGGUUGUCUUUAUUCUUUGGUAGGUUAUAUGGGAAGAUUAACACUGUCUUGCAUUAGACAUUUUAAUAGAAUCAAACUUCAAUGACAUUGGAGUUGACCUCCGGAAUUUAAGGCAAGAUGUAGUGAUCAUGACUUUUACAAGUAUCAGACUCCAGAUUUCUACAUGAAAUUAUGCCUCAGCAUUAUUAUUAUCUUGCACAUUGAUAAAUGGUGACACAAAGUUCUGUCCACUCUCAUAAACUAAAUGCAAAGAAGAUCAUUGCAGUUAAAGACACAAUUUCUGCUUUGGGAGCUGCAUCUGUAACUUCCAUGAUCUUCUCUGGAUUUAUUUCUUCGUCCUGCAGUUCCAAUGCUACAAUGUGUAGGAUUUUCAAAUAAUACACAAAUAUUCUCACCUUUCCUUAGCCUCUUCAUACAUUGUAUAUAACUACCCCUUCUAAUUAUGAGCUCCACAAAAAAGGUCACUGAAAGAUAUAAGCCCUGGCCCUUUGUAGCAAAAUUUCUGCAUCUCAAAAACCAUGUUCCUGCAAAUGUGGCAGAAAAAAAAUUGACCUUGACCCACAUCCAUCAAAGCACCAUGGGUAAGAAAAUAUGGUAAUCUAUGUUUCCAAGAAAUUUUGGUUCUGAGAAAAUCAUCCGUACGGAGUACAUCCAUACGUAUGUCCACCCCUUCAUGUUAGUGUCUGGGAAAUGACACACUUUAAUACUAUCUGUGUAAAACUUGGUAUUGGACAUCCAUGUUGUUAUCAAUUGAAAGCUGUCAAAAAAGGGUAUCCGCUGACCAGUGUCACAUGACUGCAUUGCGGGCUCAGGUAUACAACUCAUGGAAGUGGUGUAAUUUUUUAAAGUUAUCCGCUGACCAGUUGUUUGUUUUUAAUUGAUCGCAGGCACAGGUCAGUUUUUUUAAAGGUAGAAUUCAGUGUGCUCUCUUUUUACAGCAUAGUAUAAUUAAUUGAGGAAGACAUUUCCUAAAGUAUCCUUUGAGAGCUUCACUUUUGGCCUUGGCUAAAUCUAUAUAUUACUAAUUCAAUUAUGUCUGAAUCCAUUUGCAGGAUCAUUGAUGCCAAGCUUGGUAGAUUGUUGUGCCUUUUGAUGGGUGUGGGUUUCUAUACUGCUGGGUUUAUGAAGGUAAUGAAAAAUUAAUAAUAAUAAUGAUUUUAUAAUCAGUCUUUUUUUCUCUUCCCAGAUCAAAGUUGAUGACAACUGAGCACCAAAUUUGAUACAUUUAGCAAAAUACAUUGGGACUCAAUCAGUUAGGAUCGAGUGGAUAAGUGCUGGUCUGCCUAGCAGGAGGUUGUGAGUUCAAACCCUUGCUGGACCAGUAGUCUGGUCAUCCUACCUGAUACAGGUUGGGGGGGGGGACCUUGCGUCCAAUACAUGGUACCAGUAUUUUUUAUUUUAUAAAGAAAAUACUGGUAUUAGUCAUGUAGUUUUAAUAAUAUUGCUAUUGUUUAAUAAUAAUAAUAGUAAUAAUUCUUUCUUUAUUUAUUUGAUUUUUUUAUUGUUAUUUUUUUGCAGGAUGUUUUGUGUCUUCCUCGACCACCAAAUCCACCAAUAGUUGCCUUAGAAAGUGCCGCACAGACUUGGUAAGAGUUUCAAAGUUUCAGAGUAUCAAAAGAAAUAAAAUAUUAUUUAUGGUCUUUUUUGAUUUUUCUUCAAACUAGUGGGUAAUUUGUACGAGUUUGAGUGGUGUCCAGAUUGUAAAUGUAAAUUAACAUUUAAUUUACUAUUUGUUUUUUCUCUCCUUUUACAGGGGACUUCCCAGUCACCAUGCUGUCUUAGGAGUUCUUGUUCCUUGGUAAUUAUGAUGUUUGACAAUAAUAUUAUAGCUCGAGCCUGAAUGGGCUCUGAGUGAAUAGCCCAUAAGGCCGAAUGGGCUAUUGACUCAGAGGCCAUGAGGCAUGAGGCAUUUUUGUUAUCGUUUUAGUGAAAUCCAACUAGUUGGUCAAAAACAUCGAGACAAAACAAUUUAAGCUAGCAAAACGCGAUUCAGCCACUAUUUUUUUGGUUUUCAAAGCCGGCGCUUUUCGCUUAUUGUGGGCUAUAACAUAAUUAUAGCCUAGUAGUAGCUCAACCAAUCAGAACGCAGCAUUGAUAAUAAACCACUAGUUGGAUUUUCCUAAAUAACAUUAGCUGCCUCAGGAGAUUAAACAUUUUUCACAUUUAUACACAAAUCAGGUUUUCAUCUUCACACAUUAACAGUAACGAAGUUAAUUAAAGAAGGAAGAAAACAUAGCAGUAGAAAACUGAUCAUGUAAGGCUUGAGCUCACAUCAUUUGAUUUAUAAUCCCUAUCUGUAUAUGUUGAGGUUCAAUUUAAUCCUUGGUUUAGAUUAUAUUUUCCUUUUUUGGGGGGGGGGGGGGUAGGGGUAUGGUACAUGCAAUGUACCAUAAUGAGUCUGAAACAAAGGAAAAUAACAUUAUUUUAAUCCAAGGAUAAAAUUGAACCACAACAUAAAUGUAUCUUCUACACCACCUGCAAGGGUAACUGCCAAUUUUGGUUUUACUGCAUACUGAAUGUGAUCAAUUUAACUGCUGGUUUUAGUACAGUGUUUAUUAUUUUUUUCUUUUAUGCAGGUAUAUCUGGUUUUAUUCCUAUAUUCAUUUCUCUAUGCCACAGUGGGCAUUUCCCGUGCUCUUUUUCCUUAUUGUAUACUGUAAGUACACUUUAAAUUCAGGGUUUUCUAGGAAGGCUCAAGUAUUGAUAUUGAAGCUGCUACUUUUACAUUCCCCAACUUCGUAAUUACAGCUGUGCCUUGCAUUUCGUGUACAUGUAAUGCAAAAGGAAAAAUUUGUCAUUAGAUCAAGAGACAGUCAGGUCGUUUUUCCACCAACACCUUCACUACUGUUGCAUGAGAGUGUGGAAUAAGAAACUGUGUUCACAACACCUAAUGUAUCUUAAGUAUCCCUUUGAUUCUCAAGCAUAUCUAAGAAGAACAAUGUACUAGUUGAUCAGAAGACACUUGAGUUUUAUUUAAGGCACCUUUUCAUUAGUUGCAAGACAUUACGUGUAUUUAUGUUAAUAAAAGCACUUCUCAUAGUUACCAUAUAACUAAGGGAGCAUUAAGGUGGUGGAGUGGUGGUGACCUGGGUUUGAAUCUUGAAAGUGCUGUUAUAAAUGGGUUGAGUUCAUUGUCACAAGUUCUUGCCUUUUCUCCAAGAGGUUAUUGUACAGUUAGUCCAGGUUCGCUAAUAUGCUAAAACACCUAUAAUAAAUUCCAAAUUCCAAUUCAACCAGGAGUGAUAGAAGAAUAGCCACAGUGUGGAUGUGCUAUGUCAAAAUUAUCUUCAUUAUCAUCAUCAUCAUCAUCAUCAUCAACAUCAUCAUCACUAGAACUUUAUUAUCAUAACUGGUGGACCAGUUCUGACAAGUGUUUUUUUUUCCCUUUCUCCAGGGUCUAUAUCAGUUAUGUUUAGUCGUCUGUACCUUGGAGUGCACAGUCCAGCAGAUAUUGUUGCUGGAGGGAUCAUUGGAUGCGUCAUUUUGGCUUCCUGGAUCAAAAUAGACACCAUCUUGGACAGAUUUAUCAGCUUCGGAGAUAAUGGUAUGUACAGACACUGUUUCCUUGUUACGCUUGCCAUGUCUAUAUGCAGAUACCAACAAUUAGUUCUUUAAAGGGAUUACUCUUGCUCUCUUGCUUACUUGGAGAUUAGAUUCGAAAAGAGGAGGCAAUUAAUUCUACAUGAAACAGGAUUUCAUCACUAAACAUUUUUUUCUUCUUACUUUAUUGGUAGUUGAGUAUUCUUCAGGAUCAUAUUUUGGACAAUGUGUUGCUGAAUUGAUUAGGUGUAUAUAAAUAGACAAUAAUCAAGGUCCUCAAUUAGAGAGAAAUUACAUCAUUGCAAGAGAAAAAAAUGUGAUGAACAUGGCACAUCAUUUCAAUCAUCACCUAUCCCAUACUGAAAGUUUUAUUGUUUCUACCUUUAGUUAUUCUUCAGGCCAUUGUUUAUUCCCUGUUGUUGCUGUUUCUUCAUCCUCGCCCAGAGCCUCGGACAAUGUCAUUGGUUGAAACGGUAAGUCUGUGCAGUAGAGCUGGUUUUUUGUUUGUCUCAUGUCUCACAAUAUGGUCACUUUGUUAUUGAUUGUGAAAUUUCAACUGCACAUUGCUUGUCUUCAUCAGGCGAUGCUCUUCAUUUGCUGUGUUUAGGACUAUCAGUAGCACGUACUGUGGUUGCUGGCUAGUGCCGGAUCACCAGCAAUGAUCACCUUGUUACUAACAGUCCUGCACAGCAAGCCAAUACCAUUGCCUGGUCUUAUCAUACAUCCUGUACACAAAACAUGCGCAUGCAAGCCCAAGGAUUUCAUGGUAACGAUAGUUUCUGGUACCGUGUUGUUACCGUGUUUGAAAAACAACAGAAACAAAAAACCACUCCCUAGGCUAUCAAUGUACUGCUGUAUUCAUCCUUGCUGAUCAAAAUUCCUUGCAUACAAGUUUUUCUUUCUACUUGGAACAAUGAGGAUUAAAUUGGUUCAAUAAAUUCAACUAAAGUAACACAUGAAAGUACAAUUUUCAAAUGGCUCUUUUGCCAUCCUGUAUCAUUCCCAAAGUACAUUGUGAUGUAACCUACAUUCAUGUUAAUAACUUUGGCAAUCUUUGGAAAUCUCCAGAAAUAGACAUCAACCAUUAGUGUUACUGGUUCCACAAAAAAGAGAAUUACAGUUUUUAUCAAAACUUAAAUGAUGGAGACCAUUGUUAAGACUGAUGCGUUUAACAGUGCACAAAUUUUUGCAGGAAUUUUCACUGUACAUGCCAAAAUAAAUAGGUUCCCAUGAUCUCUGCUCACAAAGCCAAAAUGUUCUCCAUGCAGAUUGAAAUCCUAGGGCUUGUGCAUUACUGUUACGUGUGCAUGUACAUGUACGUUUGUGAUUGUGAGUGUGCCAAACGUUUUAUGCAAAACAGUAAUUGUUUUGCAUAAGACAUUUUUUAACCCUUUAAGUCCCGAAUUGUAAAAAUUGUUAAUUGUAAAAUUCGUAAUUUGUUUGUAAAUUGUAAAUUGUACAAUUUGUAAUUUGUUUACCCACAGAGCACUUAGGAGUUCAUAACAACUCAUCGAAACGUGUCAUUGCGUUCCAGAUCAAAUUGAAAUUUGGAAGGGUUGGUUUUUAAGGAGAGGGGAAAACUGGAAUACCUGGAGAAAAGCCUCUUGCAGCAAGGGAGAGAACACACAUAAUGGCAUCAACGCGAGGAUUUGAACCUGGGCUGCUCUCAAGAGUGCGCCACCCUUGCUUCCCCAAGAGUGACCAACAUCAAAUUUCUCCUAACAAUAUCUAUACAUAAUUAAAAGAAAGGUUUAUGAGAAUAAACAAAUAAUCACCUAAGGGUAAAUGAUCCCUUUUGAACCAAUUCUCUCAACUAAUCCUGUAAGGAAAAUGGAGAUCAGUUUGGAGAAUUUGUAUUUGGAUAUUGGGGCUUGUAGGGUUAAGUGACAGUGUUGUUUGUUCCAGGUUGCUAUGACAGCUGUUACUGUGGGUUUUGUGAUUGGACAAGCUACAUCCACAAGACAGUCACCAAUAUACAAAGCAAUCUUGGACUUUGACACAGGUGUGCAAAGUAAAGUUGUUUAUAUUUUUACUAUGUUUUGUCGGUCUCAACAGCAAUUAGUGGGGCCCCGUCCACACAGACAGUUUCAGCCCAGACAUUCAUGUUGAUGGUACACAUCGUUAAUACCUUUUUAUAUCAAUUAUGCACCCAUUGUAAUCGUUAAUAAUAUUUUAAUCAUGUAGAUGAUGUACCUUAUUUCACCUUGAUUGGGGUUUCUACUGUCCGUCUGAUACUUGGUAAGUCAUCAAUAGUUAAUAUUAUCUUACAGUAGAUUCUACUAAUUUAUUUGGAGACUUACACUAAGUGAUCAUGACUAGUGGUCAUCCCUAUAAGGUGGACAUGACUAGUAAUGUUCAGCUUAUAGUGAGUCAAGUGAAGGGAGAACCUAAGAAAAGGAACAAACUCUAGGUGUCUGUUUAAAUUAUGUGUCUGUCUUAGAGAGGUGUCCAUUUAGAGAGAGACCAAAAAAGGUGUUGUCUUUAAUUUGUCAAUGAUGGAAGGGUUACCGGUACAGUGUUCAAUCUAGGCCACGUUUUUGCGUCAUUUACGCAGAAUAUAUUCUAUUCUGACGCAAAAUGAAAUGAUCGUGGGGUCAUACUGACGCAAAAAAAAGCAACAAACAAAAAACCCCAAAAUAAGUUUUCUCGUAUAUAAGUACUUCCAAAGCAGCAGGCAAUAAUAAAAGUAAAUUUAAAAACAAAUAUGUGUGCUGCUUACUAGCCUUAUAUGAACGCGUGAAAUCGCGAAAUGACUGGUGUUUCAGACUACGUUUGUACGAGUACUUUUUGUGUCAGGCGUUCCAAUUCCGAGAGAGACUGGACGCUACUACGACGUUCUGCAACGUUGCCGAUCGAUUCACACGAUUCAGGAAAAGCUUGGAACUUGUGUUAGUUAAAGCUGAUUAGAAAGUAUGAAGUGUAAAAAUGGUCAAACAGGCAUUUUUUGGUUUCCUUUUAUUCAUAAUUGGUCUUUUUCGGCUUUACAAUUAUUUGACUGUUUCCAGUUACUGCAAUAAGCAAAUCAAAACUGUGAAAAGCAUAAAAACUAUAAUAGGGAUAAAAAAUUCGAAAACGCUGAAACUGACUUAAAAUGCUAAAAAGUUGUAAAAAUAUACUGGUAGUGUAUAGCAUAAUAGGGAUAUUGCCAGUUUUUCGAAGUUUAUUAUUAUCAUAAUAAUUUGACCCAGACCAUUUUUGAAAUGACCCAAUUUAAAAUGUCACGUGGGACAUUUGACCCACUUUCCAUAAUUUCUAGAUCGAACACUGCGGUACUAACUAUAGCUAUUGUUUAGAAUUGGCUGAGAUAUCAUUAUGGAUCAUAGGAAAUAAUCCGAUUGACUCACCCCAUCAAUCACUUAUUAUUAUCGGAAAAAUCUCUUUAUAGAAUUUCAUCUGUUGUUCACCUUUCAAGCCAAAGGACAUGUACUGCUGUAGUACAAACGCUUUUUUGUUUUUUGACUGUUUACCACUAAGCUCAGAAACUUUUCUCUACUUUUGGGUGAUCAAAUUUCUUUCUUCUUUAAUAAUGACAUCAUCUAAAGGACAACACCGUGGUUGUCAUUAACCCUUAAGUCCCAAUAUCCACAUACAAAUUCUCCAAACUGGUCUUCAUACAUUUUUAUUAAAGAAUGAGUUAAGAGAAUUUGGUAAAAGAUAAAGGUAUUUUCUCUUUGUUGAUCAUUUUAUUAAUUCUCAUAACCUAAUCUCUUAACAAUGUAUGGAUAGUGUUAGGAGAAUAUUCAUGUUGGACACCAUUGGAACUUAAAGGGUUAAGAGACGGGAGCCAGGGAUUUCCGCCGGCUACUGUGAAUAUGACCCCCGGCUACUUUCAUAGGAAAGUAGAAGCAAAAUAGAACCAAAAGAAAUCCCUAGCUGUUUGAUUCUCCACCUCGUUGUUGUAUUUACCCUGCAACUUGAAAUCUUAGUGACAGCCCUGAACACACAAGUUUUUGAUAUGUUUAAUUGCCGCAAGAUUUUUUUUCCCUCGCUAUUUGAGUGAACAUUUUCUAUAAUCAAUUAUCACUUCACUUAAAGUUUUUGAUGGAGGAUUAAUUAUAAUCGAUGAUCGGCACACCACAAUCUACAACUGUUUGGAUAUUUUUCCUUUAAGGAUAUGCCUUGGUACUUCUGACUAGACUGCUCUGCAAGAUUGUCUUCAGAAGCUUGCUGAGUAACUUAUUCCGCAUCCUAGACAUGGAGUGUUUUGAUCGCAAGAAGGUUAAGUAUGAUCAGAGCAUACGCCUUUACAGUCCUUCUUUCAAGCUUCCCCCUGUGUUUGACAAACAGGUAUGAAUAGACUUGUGAGACUACACCUGUAUAAAUGUGUUAUGGUUCUGAAGAUGGGAGAUAUUUUUCUCUUACCCCAAAAGCAAAAUUUUUCUUUGCCAGAGUACCUCAAUCAUCUCUGUUAAAGUGUAUUUUGUCGUUUUUAUUUCUUAAAUAAUUGUGCAAAACAUUUAUCCAAAAUUUAAACUCAUCAAAAAUUGUGCAAAUCCUUUUCCUCAUCUUCAGAACACUCAAAUUUUCCUUAAAAAAUAUCUGCCCUAUAGAGAGAAGUGUGAUGUCACAUUACCAUUGUAGCACUAUUUCUGGAUGACAACAAAACCAUCAACAAUAGUGACGGCAAGGAGAAUGGCGAAAAAUAAUAUGAUUAUAUUAACAAACAACAACUUUGCAUGUGCAUCACGCUAUUUUGUCCAUUUCGUUGCUGUCGUUGCACCACUGCGUCAUGAAACUUCCUAAUUUCACAGGCGAGCCCGCUUUAUGGAGCGGGUGAACACAAAACAAAAAUUGUUGGUUUCUUUCUCUAAACUUAGAUAACAAUAGAUACGCUCCCAAAGAAAAUUUUCCAAGAUUUGCCAAAUUAAAUGAAAUAGUACAAAUAGACUUUUAAGUGACUUUAUUGGUUUGUUGUUGUCCAAAAAUUUUGCUACCAUGGCAACAUGACAUAAUGACUUCUCCUCUCUAUUGCACAGUCAAAUUGACAAGUAUUAUGUAGAGUACUUUGCAAGAAUGUAGAAUAAUAAUCAAGAUGCAUGUACAAUGUAGCAACAAAUACGAAGGAUUGUCGUUGUUGACAACUACCCAAUCAUCUUCAGAAUCUUCAUUUGUUUUGCUGUACCUUUCUUUCAGUCAAAGAUAUGUAAUACAAACUUUUUGAGUGUUUGACUGUGUACCACUCAAUUCCACAAAAAAAACAACAACAACAACAAUGACCACAUUCAGAAUUUAAAGCUAAACAAAUCUACUAACAUCAACAGCCUUUCUUUGACCCUUUACUCAUUCCUAGUUUCUGGGACAUUUCCUCAAAAGGGAGGAGCAAUUAUUUUUUGGAUGGCCAAAAUUCAAGAACUUUUUUGGGAGACACAUUUUUUAAGUUCAGAAUUGUUAAUAAUUAAGCUUAUCUAAGGACCAAAAUCAGUUGUGGGUUAAUAAUAUAAAUCAUGUCAUAUAUACUUUAAUGUUCAGUGUCUUUUGUAAGUUUGGUAUUUUGAUGCAUUGAUGGCUAGUAUUAAUUGUAGCAUCACCAGACAGAAUCAACUGAUGCUUUUCAAAGAACUAACAAGAUACAUGAACUUAGCAGAGAGCCAGUUGUUUAAACUAACUAUAACUUGGCCUGCUGCUUAUGACGCUCAGUGGGCCUUCAAAACUCUUUGUAUUGUGUUCAAUUCAGGUAGAUAAAUGGUUUUGUUAUAUAGCUGGAAAUUUCUUCCCAGCAGCAUUCACUCUCAUUGGUACUUCGAGGUCACUUGACAGCUAACAAUGAAACUGUUUCAAGCCAAAAUCUCUGAGUGGGCAGUCAGAGGGUAACAGUGUACUGUUACCCGCAAAUGUUGACUGAUGACCACCGUUGAAGCAAGUUUAAUGAAUUUCCAGCUUCAAAAUUUCCAACUAUAUAACAAAUCACUUAAAGACUGGUGCCAAGGGAAACAGUUAAUUUUCUUUCCCUUGAAUUUCGAUGUUUCCCUUGGCCUCCCCUCGGAAACAUUGAGAUUCUUGGGAGACAAAAUUCGCAGUCUCCCCUUGAGACCAGUCAUUGAUUGUUCAUUGUAGACUGGGCUGUAACCUUUUCAUGAUGCUGUGUUACAGCUAACAAUGUUUAGAGGUGAGGAUUAGCUAAAUUAAACAGAUCUUGGAAUAACAUACGUUUGAUUUUAUUUUUCCUUUUUUUCUUAAAUUUUACCAGGGGAAGAAAAAAAGAAAACCCCAGCCUGAUCCUGAUGAUGCCAGUGCAAAGUGGAACAUGGACUACCUGGUCAAUUAUGGUACCUACAUCUGUGUUGGUUGGAUGGCAAUCAGUGGGGUGCCACUUCUUUCUCAUAGUAUUGGGCUGGUAUUGUAGCCCUGUGUAGUGCCAAUGUUGGUAGUUAAACCUUAUGCAGUAUUGAGCUAAUAGUUUCAGGCUAUUAUUGUUCCCAUCAUUUUUGGGGCUCCAGUCAUUUCAGAAAUCACUUUUCUGACCAUGACAUUUUUGUUCUAUCAAAAACAAAUAUAAUAUAUGUAUAUAAACAAUGUUCCCAAAUUUUGUCUUUUGACAUGUCUCAGAAUAGUAAUUUUUCAUUAUUUUCUCAAAAUGCUCAUGCCCUGCAUUUCAUGUGCAAAACACGGGACUCUUUUUAUGUCCCUGUUUGCGUGUCUUUUUACUAUCAUUAUUCAAUCUUACACGAUUUGUUGUUUCUAAAUUUAAGGAAAUUUAAGGUCUGACGUUUUGUACCAUUAAAUCUGUGUUAAGGAAUGACUAGUAUUAUGCAAAAGUUUUAGUGAAAAGGUUGCUCGAGGGAAGCAAAAGAAAAGGCGUAGACUUGAAUUUAAUUUCACGAACGAAUUAAAAGUUUUUUAAAAAAGAACUCUUUAAUGUGAGAGUGAUGGUUUUGAAAUGUUCAAAACAGUUUUCUUGACAUUCUUUUGACCCAGUUUCAUUUAUAUAAUUUAACAAAAAAAUUACCAUAUUAUUAUUUAGUGUUGAAACUUUUUUUCAAAUUAUAGAUACAUGGUUGCAACUUAAAAUGAAUAAAAUAUCAGAAAUUUAGAAGAAAAUGCAAAAGGAUUAAAUUCUUCAUAGGAGUGUCUUUGGAAGUUAGUUUUAAACUUUAAUUCAGGGUUGCAAACUAUUGUUUUGAUUCUUCAAAUCCCGAGAGUAACUAACAUCAAUUUUUUUUAACAAUAUACAUAAAUAUCAAGAGAAAAGGUUAUGAAAAUUGAUAAAACGAUUGCAAAAGGGAAAUACUUUGAUCUUUUAACAAAUCUUCUCAACUAAUUCCUUAACGAAAUGUAUAUGGAGGUGGGCUCAAAUAGUUAAACAUCGGGACCAAGUUGUUAAAAGCUGGGUUACGAUAACCCAGGGUUAGUGCAAAAUUUUGAAUUCAGAUAUGAAAGUGGAAAAAGCAGAUUCAGAUGAGUUCUUUUUGUCUACAAUUUGAUGAUAGGAUACUCUAAAAAGAAUAGAGAAAAUUACCUGAGAAAAGGCUUUUGAAUAAAAGAAAAAGAAACCCGGGUUAAAAUUUAACCCCGGAUUAGCGGUAAUCGGCCUUCGAACAACUGGGCCCAGUAUGUUAAUCCAGUUUGCAUACAUUGGUGAAGUGUAGAUGUGAGAAAGAGUGCGUGCAGCAAUUCUGUAAUUUUAGACUUGCAUACCAAAGCAUGUGAAGAAUUUAUGCGGUAAAAACAUGACUGAAAUGAAUGGGCUUGAGAUUGAUAUUAUUUAAAAUAAAUAUUUUUUCCCGUCACCAUCACAAAAUCUUAGUUUGAUGUGAAAUGAGAGUGGAAAAAAAAUUGAAAUCUAUGACAGUAAUUAUUGUAUACCUAAUCUUUAAAAAAACAAUGUUAUGUAAGCGGAAUGAUUAUGAUUAAUUUAUACUAAUUAUUAUAAUAUUGAAAUGUUUAAUAAUUCACUGGCACAGAUCUCUUGUGGCUGGAUUGCAUAAGCCGGGCUGGCUUGCUUUACUGGGCAGGUGUCUUUUAUCCCAGUAUUACAUGAAAAGACCCCGGUAGGAGAGCCUUUCUUUCACUUCCUCGAUUUUAGCGUACUUGAGAAAGACUCUGUGUGAAUCAAUUUAGAUCUUUGUUGAGCGUGUGCUGCUUCUUGCAGUGAUACAGUCUCGUACCCACACCCAAUAGCCCUACGCUUCGUACAAAGGGCUCAGUUAUCCCCAUCCCUUUAUCAGUAAACAGAUGUUCACACACGAAAAACCAGUUUGACAAUAGAGAACAAGAUUGACUAGUUCGGGUUUCAACCACCUCAGGGGCGUGGCACAAUGCUGGCAGAGCCUCCUCUCCUCCCUAUUCAAGAAGACAAAAGGAGGCUCUGUGGAUCAAUUUAGGUUUCUGGGAAUCUGCCCCCCUACCCUUCCCCUAAGCCAACAUUAUCACUUACUUCUCACUUAGGGCAAAAUGUUGGCUUAGGGGAGGGGUAGGCGGGCAGUUUCUCAGAAAGCUAAAUUGAUCCGGCUCUGCUUGCAGGCCGACAUGAAUCGGGCUAGCCUUGAGCUGCCUUGGUUUUAGAGAGAUUGGAAGCAGUGCGCAUGAGCACUAAUUUUCCCACCGCUAUCCUUGGUUCGCCAUGUUUGCCAGGCUCAUCCGGUGAGGGUGAUAACAUGGACAAUUUCCACCUCCAAGCAUCACAAUAUCGGAUCCCAGCCUACUGGGUUGCCUCAGUUGUCUUGUAAUCACCAAGUCAAGUUUUGUUGCAUUUAACUCAAGUGCCCAGCAGAUCUCCGCUUGCAAACUGGGCCAGCCCGGCUUACGGCAUCAGGCCGUUUGUAGUAUAAGAGGUUUUAAAAUUUCAAUUUGUUGUUGCAUUUGCCUUGUCUAAGCAAGGGUUGAAGUAGGAUUUGUUGGUUACAUUGUAUUGACUAGAAUUGCCAGUUAGAUAUAUUUAAGGUUGCAACUCGAGAUUUGAUGCAGAGUCGGGGCUCAUCCUCAUUGUAAGACCCUGUAAAACUCACUUUUGACGUAAAGCAAAGGAAACAAAGAACUCAACACAAUAAAACCUAGGAAAACAAAAGGUGCAAGACAAAGAAAAGGUUCACAGGUUCUUACACCAAGGUAAACCCAGAGUCGGCCAUAGUGUUAAAUUAGGCAAGUCUUCAAGGUAUUAUCAAAAUUAAUUAUGAAUUGUUGAGUAAGUGAACAAGAAAAUUAAGUGUAAUAUUAAUAUUAUUUGUUCAUAAGUUCCAUGCGUUGUUUAUAGCUAUCCAAAUUUCAAAAUAACGCGUUAAAAGAAAUUCGCCAUCGUUUGUCGUGAAUCCUUUUGCAGGAGUUUUUCGUUUGGUGGAUAGGCGACUUUUUUGUCCCUUGUUUAAGGUCACUUAGUUAAAAAUGCUUCUCUGAUAUAAAACGCAAAAAUUCCCUCAUUUCUGUGACUUUUUCAGUGUGAAACUGUCAUGGCAGACAAAGGCAUGCCUCUGACACCUUCAGAUGUGUUUUGUUUGUUUUUUGAAUAUAGAUUUUGUUAUUCAAUGUUAUAUUAUCAUCGCCUGACAUGAUCUAUAUAUUUGUUCGUGAUAGUUUAAAUUUACCACAGUAAGACUUCAAUGUCUUUAGUAAUUUGUUAUAAAAGCAAGCUUAGUGUUAUUUAACUUUUUAUUCUAAGACCAGGGGUUCAACAGUGUCAUUUAUUUCUAUUACAGUAGUACAGGUAAAGCCCCGUGCAAACGGACGCAACAUUGUUGUAUGUGACAUGUUGCAUCCGUUUUGCAUUCCCUGUUGCAUGUUGUUGGGAGUUUUUGCGCAAAGUUUGAAACCGGUUAAACUUUUAGCUACGAGCAAACAGACGCAACAACUCCCAACAGUGUUACGUAAUGUUAGUCCCUUAUGGUUGUUGCAGGGGAGCGGGCAUGUUACUAGCCUACGCGUAGCCACACCCUCUCCCUGACAAAGGAAAAACUGAGAGAGGGAGCUCCCUCUCCGUUUUAACUUUGUCGGCGGGAGGGUGCGGCUACACUUAGGCUAGCAUGUUACAUGCGAAGCAGAAGACGGAAAGGGACGGAGGUACCAACCUUUUCCUCUUCCAUCUCGGCUAGUUCGCUCUCUCGAGUCCAGCCCAGACUGAAAAGGGACUGGUAGCAGUCUAUAAUUAUUCUAAUAUUGUUAGGGCAUGUACUUUGAUCGGAAAAUUAAGUGGCCUUUUAUGUUUAAUUUAGGUAAAUUAUAAUCGCGAAAUAUAUGUAUAUUUGUCUGUCGAUUCCAGUAAUAAAGUAUACAAAAGCCAAUAAACUAUCUCACAAAUGAGA